AGAACGCCCAUUUUGCCUGCGUUGUCUGCCUCGGUGUGCUGCUGACAUAUCAACACAAGAGAAAGAAACGCAAUGGACGGUGAUGUUGCAGUUGGUGUGAAGAGAGGCUCAGACGAGCUCAACAUGUACAGUAGCAGCCCCAGCUCAAUGACCGCAAACGGUAGUGAAAGUAAGAAACAGCGACUCGAUGAGCUGCCUCCCUCCAGAGUCCUGCACAUCAGAAAACUUCCCAAUGAAGUGACAGAGACUGAAGUCAUCGCUCUGGGGCUGCCCUUUGGAAAGGUCACUAAUAUACUGAUGUUGAAAGGGAAGAACCAGGCGUUUUUAGAGCUGGGUACAGAGGAAGCAGCCAUCACUAUGGUGAACUACUACACAGCUGUCACACCACAGAUCAGAAAUUCUCCUGUCUUCAUCCAGUACUCUAAUCACAAAGAACUGAAAACAGACUCUGCUCUGAACCAGAGAGCCCAGGCGGUGCUACAAGCAGUAUCAGCAGUCCAGGGCGGGAGCUCUCCCGCCUCUGACCAGGGCGUGUUAGAGCUUGCUCCACCUCCCAGUCCUGUCCUGCGAAUUAUUAUUGACAACAUGUUUUAUCCUGUAACACUGGAUGUUUUACAACAGAUUUUUAGUAAGUUUGGGACUGUGAUGAAGAUCAUAACCUUCACUAAGAACAACCAGUUUCAGGCUCUCCUGCAGUUCAGUGACCCCGUCAACGCUCAGCAAGCUAAACUGUCUUUGGAUGGACAGAACAUCUAUAAUUCCUGCUGCACUCUGCGGAUCGACUUCAGUAAACUGGUCAACCUCAAUGUCAAAUACAACAACGAUAAGAGUCGCGAUUACACCAGACCUGACCUCCCUACAGGAGACGGAGAGUCAACCAACAAGGAUCACUCUUUACUGGGUACCCCGUCUGGAGCUCUAGCUUCCUACUCUAGUGGCGGAGGUUACUCAUCUCUCUCCCUCUCGCAGGGUGGAGGAGCCAUCAGUCCUCUGAGCGCUGCGGCGGCGGCGGCAGCAGCCGCAGGUCGAGUUGCUCUGUCCGGGUCCGGCGUGUCGGGGGUCCUCUUGGCGUCCAACCUAAAUGAAGAGAUGGUCACGCCUCAAAGUCUCUUUACCCUCUUCGGAGUGUACGGUGAUGUCCAGAGGGUGAAGAUCCUCUACAACAAAAAAGACAGUGCUUUGAUCCAACUGUCUGACGGCAACCAGGCUCAGCUCGCCAUGAGUCACCUGAACGGCCAGAAGGUGUUUGGCAAAGUGAUGAGAGUGACUCUGUCCAAACAUCAAACUGUGGCUUUGCCAAGAGAAGGGCUGGAUGAUCAACUGCUAACCAAAGAUUUCUCUGGCUCUCCACUCCACCGCUUCAAGAAACCAGGAUCCAAAAACUUUCAGAACAUCUUUCCUCCUUCUGCAACACUUCACCUCUCCAACAUCCGGGAUGGAGUUGGAGAGGACGACCUCCGUCUUCUGUUCUCCAACAGCGGAGGAACCGUCAAGGCCUUCAAGUUUUUCCAGGACCGUAAGAUGGCGUUGAUCCAGAUGACGUCAGUGGAGGAGGCGAUCCAGGCUCUGAUGGACCUUCACAACUACGACAUGGGAGGAAAUCAUCAUCUUAAAGUUUCCUUUUCCAAGUCCACUAUCUAACCCUCGCAGCUCCUGCUCAUGAAAUCUUUGUCAAAACAACAACAACAACAAAACUACCAUCUCUUGAACAUUUCUGUGAAUAGUCUUCAGUUGAAGUAUUUUUUAAAAUGCUAAAUCCACUAAUGUCCUUUUUGAAUGAAUAAAAGUGGUCGGCUUCGUAAAAGCGUUUGAGCUUUGACCUUUGACCUUUAUGUUUUGAAAAGCGUCUCGGCAGCAGCUCCACGGCGGCGUCGCAGCAGCCCAGACUUGUACUUUAAAUUUGUUCCACUGCUUUGUGCAAACGUUGGUUUCUGAUAUCGUGUCGCUCCUCAGAUCAGCCGCUCGCUUCUCGCUGGAUCUUUCUUGAGGUUUGUUAUUUUUCUACAUCGUGAUGCUUCGUGAACAAACGAGACGUUAUUUUGUGCUCCAAGCAAAAAGUUCAGUCACCUUUUAUUUGAUUUUUUCACCUCUUAAGAUUUUUAGAUGUUCGGUGACGUGUAAAGAAGUCCAGUGGCAUGCAAAGGUUUGGGCGCUAAUUUGAUAAGAAAAAGAGAAAUGAUUGAACAGGUUGUUUGUGUUUUCUUAUUUUAAUCUCCAUUUUUAUAACAUUG
This is a messenger RNA of Nematolebias whitei (Rio pearlfish), 2231 nucleotides long. It is a transcript of the gene ptbp2b, whose product is annotated as polypyrimidine tract binding protein 2b. Gene Ontology annotation, biological process: regulation of RNA splicing; mRNA processing. The transcript has 17 exons. The record is from RefSeq and is a predicted model, not a curated record. Gene Ontology annotation, cellular component: nucleus. The coding region runs from base 73 to 1641 and encodes 522 amino acids. Lineage: Eukaryota; Metazoa; Chordata; Actinopteri; Cyprinodontiformes; Rivulidae. Gene Ontology annotation, molecular function: mRNA binding.